AUGGCGAGCUUCUUUGGUCAUCCCCUUGGCCUGGUCAGCAAUGUUAGCCGAUUCCUACAGAUGUUUAGCGCGAUCAUCGUUCUUGGCAUAACAGCAUGGGCUGUAAAAGACACGAAGACUCUCACCGUUAUCUAUUCUCUAACGAUUGUUAGCUACUGUCACACUCGUUCUAGCUAUACUGGCAUCAACCAUAAGCUGUUUGAUGAGGAGAAAGCCACUACACAUCUUUGUGAUUUUCACCACGGACGCAGUGCUUUCCUACCUGUGAGUCGUCGCAAAAGCCACUCAUUGAAAUACAAGAUCACUAACAUGCGCAUUCUAGCUGGCUCACGGCUUUCAUUUUCUUGGCUCAAGAUUUCAAUCGUCGUAGCUGCCGCACAGAUCGCUGGAAUGGCCAGAUUGUCUGUAGCCGCCAAUAUGCAGCGGAAGCAUUCAGUUUCAUUGCCUUCACUCGAAGUAGCAUAUAUUCACCAACCGAAGACCACUUCCGUCGACACUCGUCAUGGAAUGGAAAGAGAACAACAGAUUACUGAAAACUUGAACGCAGCCGGUCUGGCAUGA
Penicillium verhagenii is the source of this 561-nucleotide messenger RNA. RefSeq lists its product as uncharacterized. NCBI's taxonomy places the organism in Eukaryota, Fungi, Ascomycota, Eurotiomycetes, Eurotiales, Aspergillaceae. The coding region runs from base 1 to 561 and encodes 186 amino acids. The record is from RefSeq and is a predicted model, not a curated record. The transcript is spliced from 3 exons.